Molecule: messenger RNA, 1154 nt
Organism: Racocetra persica
Lineage: Eukaryota; Fungi; Glomeromycota; Glomeromycetes; Diversisporales; Gigasporaceae
Source: the annotation of a GenBank genome assembly
CCUAUAAGCUAUCCAGAUGGUUAUACAUUAACCCAGUUAUUUUUACUUGCUAGACAUGGAUCGAGAUUACCGAAUCUAGACCAGAUUCAAGGAUUUAAUAAAAUUGAUAAAGCAUUUGCAAAUGUUUCUGUAUCAAAAGAUUGGCCUAAACAUCCUUUUCUCGAGGAAAAAAAUUUUCGAUUAACUACAAGAGGUAAACGUGAAGCUUAUUACCUUGGUUUACAAUCUCUUAAAAGAUACGGAAAAUUUUGGAAAAAUGUCGAAUAUGACCCUGACAUUGUAAAAUUUCAGACUGCUAAUACUUUUUGGAUUAGUCAAUCAUCAAUGUCUUUUUCGGAAGCAUUAUUGGAUGGAACUGGCCCUGUAGGUCCUUGUAAAAAUGAGCCAGUAUACAUUUGGUCUUUUCAACCGGGUCAUGAUGCUUUUUUAGAAAUGUGGAAUGCUUGUCUACGUUGGAACCAGACAGUUUCAACUAAUUUUACACGUUACAUAGAGCAAACUUAUUCUUAUAGUAAUAAGACUUUAGUACCAAUAGCAGAAAGAAUGUCCAAAAAAUACAAUAUCAAUCCACCUCUUGAUCCGUAUUUAGUGCCAUAUAUAUUUUAUUAUUGUCAAUUCUGGGUCCUUCAAUUUAAUCGAACUGAUACUUGGUGCGGACUGCUAAGCGAUGAUGAACUUAUAUUAGCUAAAUAUUAUUGGAAUAUGAGAAAUUAUUAUCAAUAUUCAUAUGGGAAUCCUCUUAAUGAGCAAUUGGGCUGUGCCUACAUUACACAAUUUGUAAAUAGCGUUGAGGAUUACUUAAACGGAAAAUCUCGGAUGAUAGCUGAUAUGAAAUUUGCUCAUGGAUUUACUGAGUCUGUUGUACUUACUUUACUGGGUGUAUUUAAAAAUGAAAAUCCACUUACAGCAGAUUUAUCUCUUGAAAAAAUAAAAAGCUUAAAAUAUACAGAACAAGAAGUUCUAUAUUGGUCUUCUACUUCUUACUUUGAAAUUUAUACUUCUCCAGGCAAGGAUGUAUUAAUGCGACUUUGUGUUAAUUCUGAACCAUAUAUAAUUCCAGGUUGUGAUGGUGAAUAUUGUAAAUGGAGUAUAUUUAAAAAGAUUUUGGGUGAUAAGAUUAAUUGUGAUUUUGGAAAGUUGUGUGCUAAUCCUUA